CGUCAUGAUCUUGAAGCCUAAAUCUCAGACAAAGCACAUCUGCCCCUGCCCAGCAAUGCAGUGUGUGAUUUUGUCUUCUCCUGAGCAAAAUCAAGGGCAAGUAAACACAUCAACAAGAGCUGUCCAGCUUACCAAUACGAAAAAACAAUCACUCAGUCUUCGGCAGGUAAUUCUAGACAGCGAUGUCUAGAAGUGUGGAUGAAGAACUCGAUGAACUGCCAGCAACAAACACAGGACCCAAAGGGGUGAUCAAUGACUGGAGAAAAUUCAAGCUGGAGAGCGAGGACCAUGAGUCUAUUCCACCCAGUAAGCGGGAGCUUCUCAGACAGAUGUCUUCUCCUUACCAAUCCAAUAGCAAAGAAACAGCCAUCCAGAGGAGAUUAAGCCGCAAGAUGAGCAUGCAGGAGUAUGAGCUGCUUCAGGAUGAGGAUGAGGGCGUUCUCCGCAAGUACCGGAAGCAGUGUAUGCAGGAAAUGCACCAGCGGCUGAGCUUCGGGCCCAAGUUUGGUUGCCUGUAUGAGCUAGAGAGCGGGGAGCAGUUCCUGGAUGUCAUCGAGAAGGAGCACAGGCUGACGAUGGUGGUGGUCCACAUCUAUGAGGACAAAGUGAAGGGCUGUGAUGCCUUGAACAAUUGCAUCACCUGCCUGGCUAUGGAGUACCCCACUGUGAAGUUCUGCAAGAUCAAGGCCUCCGACACGGGGGCAGGCGACCGCUUCUCGGACAGUGUGCUGCCCGCCCUUCUGGUCUACAAGGCAGGGGAGCUGGUGGGCAACUUCCUGAGCAUCUCCGAGCAUCUGAACGAGGAGUUUUUUGCAGUGGAUGUAGAAUCCUUUUUAAACGAGUAUGGCUUGCUGCCAGAGAAAGAGUUUGGGGCCUGUCAGAAUGCACAGGAGGAUGUUGAAUAAAAUGGACGUGUUAGGGGAUAGUUAGAGAAUACAUUUUAUUUAUACUUCUCAGUAGCAUUCUAUAGAGGGGGUCUCAACUGUCCCUGGCUCCUUUCUAAAAAGGUAAAGUGUUGUCUUCAAGUAGGGCAACCACAACCAAAUUUACUAUUGGAUUCAAAUGUUACUGACCCAUCAGCGCCCUAUGAAUUACAUCCUGGUUUAAAUCAUUGGAAUCCAAGAAUACUUUUAAUCUAUUUAACAACAUACAGCAUGUGCUACCUUCAACAAGUCCAACAUUCAUUAUUUUCUGAAUUGUUUAUAUUACAUAGCAACAACUGACUUUUAAAAAAACAAACAUCUACAUUGAAAAGGUGCAGAGUAACUAUCCAGGCCAUUUUAAUUAGUAUUUAACUAUUGUUCCUUAACAUUAUCCACUAGAUUCACUUGUGGAACCUGAAGAGAUUUUGUAAAAUUAAUAUUGUAUUUUGAUUAAGAUAAUGGAAGCACUUGGAGAUUAGAUGUACUUCUUAGAUGCUUUGAAAUAUGAAACAUACUACUACAAUGUUUUGUAAUUAAAUAGUUUAUGCAUUAUUUAUAUGCAUACAACAUUGGAGUACAGCUAUACCAAUGAAAAAGAUCAUUGUAUUAAAACAGCUACAAGUUUAACUUUGACACUGCCAUUAUCACAUAUGGAUAUUUGUUGUGAAUGUUCUGUAACUCUUCAGUGCUUGGCAGUCAAAUUAAAAAGUACUUCAAAACCA
Messenger RNA from Acipenser ruthenus (sterlet), 1645 nucleotides. Its product is annotated as phosducin-like. The transcript has 4 exons. Gene Ontology annotation, biological process: regulation of G protein-coupled receptor signaling pathway. Bases 183 to 905 code for a protein of 240 amino acids. The record is from RefSeq and is a predicted model, not a curated record. Lineage: Eukaryota; Metazoa; Chordata; Actinopteri; Acipenseriformes; Acipenseridae.